Molecule: messenger RNA, 1777 nt
Organism: Thecamonas trahens ATCC 50062
Lineage: Eukaryota; Apusomonadida; Apusomonadidae
Exons: 2
Coding region: 1-1407 (468 amino acids)
Biological process (GO): vesicle-mediated transport
Cellular component (GO): membrane
Source: RefSeq, a predicted model, not a curated record
AUGGCCACCAACCCCGCCAAGUUCAACAUCAAUGCCACCUGCGAUACAAUUGACUCUGCCCGCCACAUUGCAAAGUGUGUUUACCCGUUUACAGACAAAGAGAACCGCGCUGUGGCUCGCAACAACAUGACGGAGGCCUUUGCUCGGCACUCGGACGCAGAUGGCCUCAUCAGCCUCGUCGGCAUUUCGAAGGCGAUGAAGGAUACCAUCUACGUCAACGGCGGCGCGUGUGAGCACGGUGCUCUGGUCUCAGGCAUUCUUGCCGAGAGCUUUGACCUCGCUGUCGCCGCUGCCUGCUUCCACGCCGUCUUUGCCGUGCGUUUCCGGAACAACUCGAAGGGCGUACGCAUUGCCGACGGCCGGGUCAAUCGCCAGCGCCGCGAGGAGUGCGAGCGCUUUGAUGCAUCGGGCUUGGUCAAGGCUCAUACUUUUAUCUCCUUGUACAUCGAGCGCAUCUACUCGUCUGCCUCCCGCCGCGUCUACUCCCACACCGAUCGCUCGCCCGCGGGCAAGCUCGAGUUUGAGCUGACCGACUUUUGCUCGCCGGCGGAGAUGAUCAAUGCCGUUACCUUGCUUCGUGCUCCCUUCGCCGACGUCUUUGUUGACGCCGACGUGGUCGUUCUUAGUGAGACCUUCUUCGGCAACGACUCCUACGACGACGGCGAGACCGAUGUUGACCAGGUUGUCGCCAUGGACGAGGUCAAGAUCUUCGAAAAGUCCAUGGACGACAAGAGCAGCGAGUUGAAGUUUGAUCCCUCCUUUGCCGGCUACCUUGUCUUAUCCGACGACGACGACGAGGAUAUUGUUGCCAAAGACAAGGCCCCAAUGGAUGAAGUCAAGAUGUGCGUGGCUGACAACAGCAGCAAACUGGAGCUCGAUGCCACCUUUGUCGACUGGUUUGCCCAUUGUGAGAACGACCGCAUCUUUGACGGCUUUGUGUACAUGUGUGUCGCCGAUCAUGACACAAGGCGCCGCGUGGCCAUCGGGUACUUGGCUGACCUGGAGGCUCGGUUCAAGGCUGACAUUUCGCAAGGCGAGCGCGCAUCGGCCGGUGCCAUUCCGCAGUUUGCGCGGACUAUGGCGUCGCGCAUGGACUUUUUCAACAACGAUCCCUCGGCUGACAAGCUCUCGCACAUCCAGGCCGAGCUCGAGGGCGUGCGCGAGAACAUGCUCGAGAACAUCGACAAGAUCCUUGCUCGCGGCGAGAAGAUCGAGUUGCUCGUCGCCCAGACCGAGGAGCUCAACCAGCAGGCAGCCACCUUCAAGUCCAAGUCGACCAAGCUCAAGCGCCAGAUGUGGUGGCAGGACAAGAAGAUGUCUGUCAUUCUCUGCUUUGUCUUCCUUGCAAUCAUCGCCGUCAUCGUCACUGUCAUCUGCGCCGCCACCGGAUGCGGCUCCAAGAAGUAGCCACCUCCUCGACAAACCAGCAAACCUUCCGCGACACAUCGUUUACUCUCACGAGACAUGUGUCCGCGGCGCCGAGAUCACGAUCUCAAUGUGCCCAACCUCCAGCAGCGGCAGCGCGUAUGACGCAACGGUACAGGCAACAGUGGCAGCCUCAAUGAUCGCGUACGCCAGCUGGUGGAUGCCAAAGAUGUCGAACCAGACGAUGCGCUCAUGGAAGAGGUACAGCAAGACCGAGAGUCCGCAGGCGAGGCCGAGAUUGAGCGCCGAGUACCACGGAUACGACGACGACGGCGGAGCCCAGAUGUAAAAGUACGCCGUAGAUACAAAGUUCUGCCCGAAGGCUGCAGCAAAGUACGCCACCGAUGCUGCC